Messenger RNA from Copidosoma floridanum, 2287 nucleotides. Its product is annotated as Acyl-CoA oxidase 3. The record is from RefSeq and is a predicted model, not a curated record. Gene Ontology annotation, biological process: fatty acid beta-oxidation using acyl-CoA oxidase; lipid homeostasis. Gene Ontology annotation, cellular component: peroxisome. Lineage: Eukaryota; Metazoa; Arthropoda; Insecta; Hymenoptera; Encyrtidae. Gene Ontology annotation, molecular function: fatty acid binding; FAD binding; pristanoyl-CoA oxidase activity.
UCAUUUAGUCGUAGCGAAGUUGCGGAUCGACCAACUCGCAGAUCCGAGUAGCGCCGAGGUUUAUAUCUACUCCACAAUAAUAUUGCGCUGAAACAAUUGUACAUAUAUUACGUGCACAAUCGUUAUACUCUCGUAGGAAGUUCAUGCGAACAUUUGGCACGUUAACGUCAGCUAUGAAGAACAUAGUGCGAGAUGUGGCAAGGGGUCCCUUGGAUGCGUACCGUCGAAAAGCGAGUUUCGAUUGGAAAACGCUAAAGUUACACUUGGAAGGCGAGGAUUGCAUCAAAUACCAGAACAAAAUAUGGAGCUUCAUGGAAACGCAUCCGGCAUUCAAGUAUCCCACUGGAUCAUUGUCCAUGGACGAAACCCGGAGGAGAUGCAACGCACAAAUACACGCACUCAUCGAUAACGAUAUGCUUCCCGAUCACUCCAAAGGAGGCUGGAUAAAUUAUUUUUUUUACUACGACGCCUCGAUACCCAUCAAAGUAGGCGUCAUGUACGGCAUGGUGCCAAACGUAUUGAUGUCACUGGGCACUGAUUACCACUGCGAAUGUAUCGGAGACAUCGUUCAAAGAAAGAUCGGCGGGUGUUUCGCGCUAACCGAAAUAGGUCACGGCACAAACGUAAAGGGCAUGCAAGCGCGGGCGACCUACGAUCCAAAGACGGACAGCUUCAUCCUGCACACUCCCAGUUUCGAGGCCGCCAAGUGCUGGGCUGGCAAUCUAGCCAAAUGUGCGACACACGCGGUCGUUUACGCCCAGCUGAUAACUCCGGACAACGUCAAUCACGGCCUGCAUCCGUUUUGGGUGAAGAUUCGCGAUCCCGACACCUUGUUGCCGCCGAAGAACGUGACUGUGGGUGAUCUGGGUGAGAAAAUCGCCCUCAACGGAGUCGACAAUGGCUUCGUCAUGUUCAAUCAUUACUCGAUACCGCGGAAUAGUCUGCUGAACAAGACUGCCGAUGUGACGCCUGACGGAAAAUACGUGGCCGCCAUGAAGGAUCAGAGCAAGCGUUUCGGUGCAUCCCUGGGAGCCCUGUCUGGUGGUAGGAUCACCAUCACGUCGAUAUGUGCGAUGAACGCGUGCUUAGCCGUGAGCAUUGCAAUUAGAUAUUGCGCCUCGAGAAAACAAUUUGGGCCGACUCCGGAUGAAGAGUGGCCUGUCAUAGAGUACCAAGUACAGCAAGGACGAUUGAUACCGCACUUGGCAGCUUCGUACGCCAUGAAAAUAUUUUCUUCGGAUUUCCUCGAGUUGAUGACCGACUUUCAAGAGAGAUUGAUGAGCGGCGAGAAAAGCGACAGAAUCAGCGCUAUGGGCAUGGAAAUCCACGCGCUGUCCUCGGCGACGAAGCCUAUGUGCGCUUGGACGGCCAGGGAUGCCAUUCAAGAUUGUCGCGAGUCUUGCGGAGGUCAUGGUUAUUUGAAAGUGUCUCGAUUGGGAAUUAUCAGACAAGAGCACGAUGCAAACUGUACAUACGAGGGCGAGAGCAACGUGCUCAUACAACAGGCUAGCAACUGGCUUGUGAAUCAAUACGCCGGUUUUCUUCAGGGCAAGGGUAUUAAUUCACCACUAAAUACGGCCAAAUUCUUGGAGGAUUCCAAUAGGACAUUAAAGUUGAAAUUCAGCUCGAGUACGAUAGACGAUGCACUCAGGCCAGACAAUUUGCUUGUAUGUUUGAAGUGGCUCGCAUGCUAUUACAUGCAGAAAACCUACCUAGUCAUUCAAUCACUGAAAAAAAGCGGCUGCAAUGAUUUCGAAACGAGAAACGACUCGCAGCUUUUUAAUGCCCGAACUUUGACCUUGGUUUAUGCAGAGCACGCAGUAGUUCAACAGUUCAUUGAAAACUGUAACACACCUGCACUCAAUGAUAGCGAGAGACAAAUACUCAUCAAACUGUGCUCUUUGUAUGCUGCCUGGUGCAUUGAAAAGAGGCUGGGUGAUUUUUAUGCAGGAGGUUUCGCAAGUCCUGAUUCGAAAAUGGAUGAUUUAAUACGUCAAGGUAUAAUUCAACUUUGUAAAGUGUUGGUGAAUGAUGCUGUAUCACUAGUCGAUGUGAUAGCGCCACCUGAUUCUAUCAUCAACUCGCCCCUUGGAAUGUCCGAUGGAAAUAUUUAUAAACAUUUGGAAGAAGCUAUUUACAGGAAUCCCGAUUGUUUGGAGCGUCCAACAUGGUGGAAAGAGAUACUCAAGUCAAAAAUGUGAUGUGAUAUUUAUGGGUUCAUGGGAUUUUAGAGUAGCACAAUUUUAUGGUAUUUGUUAUGUAUUUUAUAAAAAAGUUUUUUCUUAAA